UUCAACUUUAUGACCAGCCACCUCGAAUUUAGAACCACUGGGGUGAUAAGAAAGGGCACGCCAUUUGUGACGCGGUGUGCGAUAGCGGAAAAUGCAACGAUUACAGCCGCGCGAGGUUUUAGUUACACGGUGACCGUCAGUGCGCGAACACAAGUGCUUCCAGCUUGGUUACGAGCACGUUUACGAUCGACAACCUAGUCUGUUUUUUUGUUAUUUAUCGUUUUUAAGCACUACGCCAACACGCUUUUCAAGUGCAACGGUGCAUCAAAGUGACCUUCCUGUUCUUCCCUCUUGAUUGAAAGUGAAGAAUGGCGUUACGAUUGUUCCGGCAUCACCAACACCAACGUGCGAGCUGGCACAGGCAAGGGUUUAGGAUUCUUCAAUCGUUUCGCACACAAUCAACCGUUGCCAUUGGAACGCAUGAGAAACAGCAAAGUUACAUUCAUCACAUUGGCAGUAAACCUCUGGUACACCGGAACGUAGGUCAACAUCUUCGCCUGGCAGCGGAACGAUUCCCAAACAAUGAAGCCAUCGUAUCGUGUCACGAAGCUGGCACAAGGCUUACAUAUGCCGCCGUCCUAGACAUGGUAGAUCGUCUGGCGGCUUCCUUCUAUCAGCUCGGUCUGCGGCAGGGUGAUCGUGUAGGAAUCUGGGCACCGAAUGGGAUGCUGUUCUAUCUAACCAACCUGGCGACGGCACGUGCCGGUAUGAUUUCGGUCGGGAUCAAUCCUGCCUACCAAGUGCCGGAGCUGGAGUAUGCCCUCAAAAAGGUUGGCAUCAAAGCGCUCGUUGCUGCGGAAGGUUAUCGCCAACAGAAUUACUACGGCAUGGUGUCUCAUAUCGCUCCCGAGCUUGCCUCGUCGAAGCCCGGUGAGCUGAAGAGUAAAUCGCUACCUAAUCUGUCCACCGUUAUCAUCGAUAGUCAGAAGAGUUUACCAGGAGUAAUAAAAUUCAGUGAAAUGUUCGAGUUGGCCUCGGAACAGAGCAUUAGCAAGAUCGAAAUCAUGCAGUCGAAAAUAGUACCCGACAGUGGUGUCAAUCUUCAGUUCACCUCCGGCACCACAGGAGAACCGAAGGCCGCACUGAUGUCGCACUUUGGUUUCGUGAACAAUGGAAUCCACAUUGGCAACCGGAACGAGCUGGAUCAGAAAAUGCAUCGACUGUGUGUGCAGGUGCCACUGUUUCACGCAUUCGGUAUGGUCAUUGCGAUCAUGGCAGCACUUUCAUAUGGUUCCACUCUCGUCUUACCAACCGCAGGCUUCAAGGCGGCCGAUUCCUUAGCUGCUAUUGUACGUGAGAGAUGCUCCAUUAUUCUUGGUACACCGACCAUGUACGUGGACCUGGUAAGACGAAUCGUGGAAAGUGGAGCUAAGCUAGAAACUCCCGAGAUCGCCGUCACCGGUGGAGCCACCUGCUCACCGAAGCUGUUUGCCGACAUUAAACACACGCUAGGCGUGCGGAAGGUGAAAACUGUUUUCGGCAUGACCGAAACGACGGCCGUUAUCUUCCAAGCCCUUUUCGACGAAAGUCCGGAAGAUGUCCAGCAAACUGUCGGUCACAUUACGGAUCACUACGAGGCGAAGGUGAUCGGUCCGGACGGUCAUAUCGUACCGUUCGGAACGGCCGGCGAGCUAUGUGUGCGUGGAUACGGUACCAUGCUCGGUUACUGGGACGAUGAGAAGAAGACGAAGGAAACGAUCGGUCCGGAUCGAUGGUUACGAACAGGAGAUCAGUUCGUUCUUCGAGAGGAUGGUUAUGGGAAGAUCGUGGGUCGGCUAAAGGACGUAGUUAUUCGUGGAGGAGAAAACAUUUACCCGAAGGAAGUGGAAGACUUUCUUAAUACUUACCCAAAGAUUCUGGAAGCGCACUGUAUCGGAGUGCCCGACGAGCGUACGGGUGAGGAGCUGUGCGCAUACGUGCGGCUAAAGGAUUCCUCCGAUACGAUCGAUCGCGAGGAAAUAAAACGUUACUGCGAGGGAAAGUUAGCAUACUACAAGGUACCAAAGUAUGUUCGGAUCAUGAACGAUCUGCCAAAGACGACAUCGGGCAAGGUACGGAAGUUUAAACUGGCGCAACUUUUUGCAGCCGAACGAUAACAAACACUUUUUUAUGUAAAAUGAUUGUUCGCUUCAAUAAAAAUGGAACGGUGUUUUGUAAAAUCUACUAUGAAUAAUAAAAAAAAUCCCAAAUCGCGAUAUUAAAAAUUCACGACAACCACGUGGAACAAAAUUACA
Messenger RNA from Anopheles funestus (African malaria mosquito), 2234 nucleotides. It is a transcript of the gene Acsf2, whose product is annotated as medium-chain acyl-CoA ligase ACSF2, mitochondrial. The record is from RefSeq and is a predicted model, not a curated record. Gene Ontology annotation, molecular function: medium-chain fatty acid-CoA ligase activity. Gene Ontology annotation, biological process: fatty acid metabolic process. The coding region runs from base 309 to 2096 and encodes 595 amino acids. The transcript has 6 exons. NCBI's taxonomy places the organism in Eukaryota, Metazoa, Arthropoda, Insecta, Diptera, Culicidae.